AUGAAGGCAGAGGUCGUGCUGCUCUACUUCACACUGUCACAUUUUGGAAGAGCUGCUUUUCCCUUUGAGCCUAGCCCAAUCACUGUUGUGGAGGAGAAGUAUACAAAAAUAUAUCCAGUGUAUGUAGGUGUCACAGAAAGGGACAUAAUAAGCAUACAUCAGCUACUGAUACUGGACAGAAGUCUUUACAUUGGUACAAGUGAACAUAUCCUUCAUAUUGACCUGGACAAAUCAUUUACAGAUUAUAUGACUGAUAGAAAAUCAGCGGUAUGGAGAUCCAGUGAGGCUGAUGAAGAGGCAUGCAAGAUAAAGGGUCGACCAGAGCUGGAAUGUCGGAACUUUAUUAAGGUUCUCUUAAAAAGAAAUGAUGAUACAUUAUUUGCUUGUGGGACAAAUGCCUACAAUCCCAUCUGCAGGCAUUAUAAGGUGGAUACUCUGGAGCCCGAAGGAGAUGACAUAAAAGGUGCUGGCAGGUGCCCUUAUGAUAGAAAGGAUAACAAUGUUGCAUUAUUUGCAGAUGACAAUCUAUAUUCUGCCACUGUGCGAGACUUCUUUAGGAAAGAUAUACUCAUUUAUCGGAGCCUUGGAGACAAACCAAAACUGCGGACAGUCUGGGCUGAUUCAAGGUGGUUGAAAGAACCUUCCUUUGUCCAUGCGAUCAAUUAUGGCAUCUAUAUCUACUUCUUCUUUCAAGAAGUCUCAGUAGAAUACUAUGGUGUGGAAAAGAUAGUUGUGUCCAGAGUAGCUCGAGUUUGUAAGAAUGACAUGGGUGGAAAUAUAGCCAUGCUUGAGAAAGAAUGGACUUCCUUCCUGAAGGCACGACUGGUCUGUGCAGUUCCUGGUGACACACCCUUCCACUUUAACAUCUUAAGCUCAGUUACAGAUGUUUUCCGUCUUGGUGACCAGGAUAUUGUCUUAACAACUUUCACCACACCUAAAAACAGCAUCCCUGGGUCUGCUAUCUGCGCCUUUCGUAUGGAUGACAUUGACAAGGCAUUUGCGGGAAGAUUCAAAGAACAGAAGUCUGCGGUUUCAAUAUGGACAACAGUUCCUGAUUAUGAAGUGCCCACACCCAGGCCAGGUUCCUGUGCUGGCUCUGAAUCUUUUGUAGAUUAUGCAUCCUCCAAUGAUCUUCCAGCUAAUGUACUAAAGUUCCUUAGAACACAUGUGCUCAUGGCUGAAUCAGUAGAGCCAAUUGGCCAUAAACCAUGGUUUACGAUGACAGUCGCAACGAGAGACACCAUGGUGAAAAUUGCUGUAGAUAAUACUGCGGGACCAAAUGGAGAUCAUACUGUUGUUUUCAUUGGAUCAGAAAAUGGAUGGGUGUUGAAGUUCUUGGUCCAGAGUAAUGGCAAUGGUUUUCUAGAAAGGAGCAUUUUCCUAGAGAUGAUGAACAUUUACAAUUAUGAGAGGUGCAGGUAUAAUGGAGACAUGGGAAUCAAACGUGUCACGGACUUGCAGAUAGACAAGAAAGGUGGUGCCCUUUAUGUAGCAUUCACACACUGUGUGAUAAAGGUCCCCCUGGGAAGUUGUGAGCGUCAUGGCCCGUGCAAAAAGGCCUGCAUAGCUUCUAGAGACCCAUAUUGUGGGUGGGCAAAUGAGGCAUGCAUACAUCUCUCACCUGGAAUUUCAGUUGGAUAUGAGCAGGACGUAGAGAAUGGUGAUACAGAUGGCCUGGAUGACUGCUAA
This is a messenger RNA of Rhineura floridana, 1689 nucleotides long. Its product is annotated as semaphorin-6A-like. The coding region runs from base 1 to 1689 and encodes 562 amino acids. Gene Ontology annotation, molecular function: semaphorin receptor binding; chemorepellent activity. The record is from RefSeq and is a predicted model, not a curated record. Gene Ontology annotation, biological process: semaphorin-plexin signaling pathway; negative chemotaxis; axon guidance. The transcript has 15 exons. NCBI's taxonomy places the organism in Eukaryota, Metazoa, Chordata, Lepidosauria, Squamata, Rhineuridae.